This is a messenger RNA of Cottoperca gobio, 3749 nucleotides long. RefSeq names its product multidrug and toxin extrusion protein 1-like. Gene Ontology annotation, molecular function: xenobiotic transmembrane transporter activity; antiporter activity. The transcript has 16 exons. Gene Ontology annotation, cellular component: membrane. Bases 74 to 1837 code for a protein of 587 amino acids. The record is from RefSeq and is a predicted model, not a curated record. Gene Ontology annotation, biological process: xenobiotic detoxification by transmembrane export across the plasma membrane. Lineage: Eukaryota; Metazoa; Chordata; Actinopteri; Perciformes; Bovichtidae.
UUUGACAUUGUCAGACACUUGUUAAAGCAGUAACGGAAAUUAGCCCCGUCUGUCUGUUGAGAACCCCACAGUCAUGGACGGUUCUAGCAAAACACCAAUUAAAUAUUGCGAGGGAGUGAAGGAAGAUUUAAAAGCAGGUGAAGCGGCUUCUGUUCAAAGCUCCGGUGAUGGCUGGGGCUCUUGCCUGAGGAACAUACGAGUCUUCAUCCCGCCGGACUACCGGCAUGAGCUGGUUCAACUUUUCAAACUAGCGGGACCAGUGGUCAUUUCCCAGAUGAUGGUGUUUAUGAUCAGCUUCGUCAGCACUGUGUUCUGUGGUCACCUGGGGAAAACUGAACUAGCAGGAGUAGCUUUAUCCAUAGCGGUGGUUAAUGUCACUGGUAUUUCCAUUGGCACUGGUUUGUCGUUAACUUGUGAUACGCUCAUAUCCCAGACGUAUGGGAGCGGUAACCUGAAGCGUGUGGGUGUGAUUCUCCAGAGGGGGAUUCUGAUUCUGCUGCUGGCCUGUUUUCCCUGCUGGGCUAUCCUCAUCAACACUGAAGCUCUCCUGCUCGCUGUCAGACAGAGCUCAGAGGUCGCCAGUCUGGCCCAGCUUUAUGUGAAGAUCUUCAUGCCUGCUCUGCCGGCAGCUUUUAUGUACCAGCUGCAGGGGAGGUAUCUUCAAAAUCAGGGAAUUAUAUGGCCUCAGGUUGUAACUGGAGCCAUUGCAAAUAUCUUCAACGCAGUCAUCAACUACGUCUUCCUAUACCGUCUGGAUUUGGGCGUUGCUGGCUCUGCUGCAGCCAACGCUAUCUCCCAGUAUGUGCUGGCUGUGGUCUUAUUCGUCUACAUCUGCUGGAGGGGUCUGCACAAGGCCACGUGGGGAGGUUGGACAAUGGAAUGCCUGCAGGAGUGGGGUCCCUUCGUCCAGCUGGCCAUCCCCAGUAUGCUCAUGCUUUGUCUUGAGUGGUGGAUGUUUGAAAUAGGAGGAUUCCUGGCCGGAUUGAUUAGUGAAGCUGAGCUGGGCGCUCAGUCCAUAACUUACGAGCUGGCAGUUGUGGCUUACAUGUUCCCGUUAGGAUUCUCUGCUGCUGCCAGCGUACGGGUUGGGAAUGCUCUCGGUGCAGGAAACAUAGAGCAGGCCAAGCUGUCUUGCAAAAUCCCCAUAAUUUGUGCAUUCAUAAUUGCGUGUUUUGUUGGAGCCAUCCUCACUGGAGCCAGAAAUGUCGUUGGAUACAUCUUCACAUCAGAACAAGAAAUUGUACAGAGGGUUGCUGACGUCAUGAUCAUAUUUGGCUUCAUGCAUCUUGCUGAUGCCGUUGCGGCUGUGGCUGGAGGAGUUCUCAGAGGAGCAGGAAAACAGCUGAUUGGUGCUCUGUGUAACCUAGUGGGAUACUACUUCAUUGGUUUCCCUAUUGGUGUGUCCCUAAUGUUUGCAGCAAACAUGGGCAUUGAAGGAAUGUGGACAGGACUUACCAUUUGUGUGUUAAUGCAGUCGAUAUUUUUUGUCACAUUUGUGUACAAACUCGAUUGGAAGAAGGCUGCUGAAGAGGCUCUUGUGAGAGCAGGAGUCCAGAUCAAAGAAGAAAAGGAGAUGGUCGGGAUGGAAAAUACAGACUCAAAUCAGAUCCAGUCCCAGGUCAGCAACGCUGCAUCCAGUUCUGAGAGUGCUGAGGAGGACCACACAUAUCAGGAGGUGCAUAUUUCAGGCCACAAUAAAUCCACUGCCACGACAGUGGGAAAUGUUCUGUCAAUAAAACAGCUGGUCUUACGGCGUGGCCUCACAUUGCUGAUCAUGGUCGUCAUCGUCGUCGUUGGAAUCUUUGCAAGUAACUUCCUCACCAGGCUGCUGAAAUGAGUCGUCCGCUGAUUUAAGGUUGACUGGUGGCUGACAGGAUUGAUAAGGUCUAUUACACAAUAUUUUUAACACUAAAUGACCUUGUAGUGAAAGUUACUGCAGCUGAUGAUCCCACUGAGAAUCAACCUCUGUGCCUGCAGCAUUUAGCCAACAACCCUCUCAUAUACCUGGAGAGUUUCUCUACAGCUGAAUUAAACAAGGGGAUAAGCGUGGAAUAUCUAGCAAAGCAAAGAGGCUGACAUUGUUUUUGAGGAGUAAGCAGUCCAAACCAGUCAACGUAUACCGGUCUGGACAGCAAUAGGAAACUAAGCCUACUCCGGCACAUAGAGGGCGAAAAUUGCUUAAUGCAAAUCAUGAAUUUCUUGAGGUAUGUCAUGUUUGAAUUGAAAAACAAGCAAAGUUAAGUAGCUCAGGUAGAGUUAAAAAAGGGAAAUGUUUUGAAGAUGUUUGUAUUGUAGAGGAACACUUUGAGAAGUUUACACAGUACUUUUGGUACAAUUCAAGUGCACUUAAAUGUAAAUGUAUUUUACAGGUAAACAGGGGAGCAUAGCCAUGUCCUAUCAGUAUCAAACAUUAUUCCUCCUAUUGUGUUUGGGUCAAAACUUUCCCUUUUUUAAGUCUAUAUAUUUCAUAUAUAUUACUUUGCUUGUUUUAUUGUAAAAGGCUUCAAAGAGCUCUAUAAAUACAACAAAACCAAUGGUUAUCAUAUGAUUUGAUUUUGAAGGUCUCGACGUUAUCAAGGAUAACGAUAAAGUUAUGAGGUAAAACACUGUAUUCGGAUUUCUGAGUUUCAUAUAAUGAAUUUAAAAAUAUUGUCAAAUGUUAAGAUGUGCCUAGCACAAUAUGAGGGGUGGGGCAACUGUUCCAAAGGUUUUAUAUAGAGCUGGGGAACGUAGGACCGUUUAUCAGAUACCCAUGUGUGUGUGUGUGUAACAACAAUCGUACUACUUUUAUUUUGUCAUCAAAGUUUUGUUGUUGCAAUACCAAAACAUGCAAAUUCUGAUAUUUUGUUAUUCAGGUUCCUUUUAAGUUACUCUUUGUAUCGUGGUCUGUUGUUUCAGUAUAUACACAAUGUACACGUAACAUAGACGUAGUGUUUUCCUGCCAAAUACAGUUACCAAAGAGAAAAUCAGCAAUACCAACAAAGUUAUGUAAGCAAUACAUUGAGAGUGUUUGCUAUUAUGGGUAGUAUUCUCAUCCUUGUCAUCUCUUGAUCUAGCUAAAAAAUCAUUAAAGGAUUUAUAUAACUGUGUUGUAUGUAUGUGUGUGCUAAGUAGUACCGAACACUAUUGCUCAUUAAAAAGCAGGGUUUCACAGUACAUGAGAGGGUUUGAAAGAAUCCUUUUAACGACUAUAAUCCAGGAGUGCAAGGACGUUCUUAAAUAUCUCACGGAAACUCAUGUUCCAUUGCUUGACCUGAGUCUGAGUUUGGGAGAGAACUGAUUCCAAGUUCUGCGGGAUGAGAUGCUCAGUGUACAGAAAGGUUCCCGUAAAGGCCACUGAUGUCAUGUCUUGUAUUUUUCCUGAAAAUGUGGAGUUUUUACAAAAGACAAAAAAUCUGUCAUGUUGUUAUCAUAGAAAAACAAACAAACAUACAGCUCAAGUGUUACUCGUCAAUUUGUAGCUGUUUUAAAGCUGUUUCUUCCUGUCAAAUGUUGGCAGUUCCUCUGGAUUUGAACUGUUACUUUUACCAGUUAUCUGUCUUCUUAAUUAAACCGUGAUUUUUAGUUGUUUCUUGUUUGGAAAUGACCAUUUCCAGUGCAAAGACUUAAGUCAGAAUCAUAUUUUGAGUAGCUAGUUUGUCAAAAACAGCUUUUCAAAAUAUUUCGCUAAAGUUAUCUAACCUGGCUAAACCUUACCAGAACAAUCGCUCGUGGUGAAACCUGUGGGUGGAACUCAAAAUGUCAAUUAA